CGGUGGGAGACGGAUUGCUGUGCAAAAUCGAGGAAGAUCGGAGCAGCGAGGUGAGCGGCCCCUCAUUAUAAGUUGAGGUAUUGGGGAAAACGCAGCCUGCUUGGACCUGCAGCCUCGUAGCUCUGUACAACUCUCUCACUCUCCUGUUGAUCUCUCUCUCCCUCCCUCUAUCCCGAUCUCUCCUUCCCUCCUACUUUCCACCCUGGAGAGUGAGAGCACACAGAUCGGGAAGGUGCUCCUCAGACCUACGUCUGGACAGCUUGAAGACACCACACAGAGGAUUUUAUUCCUCCCUCUCCUCUCAUUUUGACCUCCGUAUUCCAUCAUCUCUGUUGACAAAUUUACAAGAAAGAAAGAAAAAAAAAAAACCCAAAACACACAGAUGGAAUUUUUUGCUUUUUUGCUGGAAGCACAAAAGUAAAAGUUAGACAAUUUGUUCCACCUGCAGUUGGAAAUUCAUAACUUUCUACUGCAGCAACCUCAAGUGUCGGUUAUUUUUGUCGUAUUUUUUUUGUUCUUCCCCCUUACUGCCCCAUCGGUGAGCAGCACUGGACCAAUUCAGCGCUGCAGGUCACAGCCCAGGAGGAUCCAGCUCCACUUUUUUGGGUGCAUGCUCAUGAAAUAUCUGAUGCCACUGCACCCCAUGGGAGACACUCGUGGCUGAAGAAGGAGGGAAGAUACAUCUGCCUGAAGCUCACACACCUACAGCUGCUCCGAUCCAGUGCACCCCUUCAGGAGAAACAGUUUCUUCUCUGUGACAUCUGAAGCCUGGGAGAUCGGUGACCAUGCUGUUGGCUCCUGUCUGUGUGCUACUAAUGCUGGGAGGGCACGCUCUCGCUGGAGGCUACCCUCCCAUACCCCACAUGAAGUACAUGCAGCCCAUGAUGAAAGGACCCGUUGGACCCCCGUUCAGAGAGGGCAAAGGACAUUAUGUUGAUAUGCCCCCCAUGAUGGAGGUGAAGGGGGAGCCUGGACCCCAAGGAAAGCCUGGACCUAGAGGCCCUAUUGGGCCAGCUGGACUUCCGGGAAAACCUGGAAUCGGGAAGCCAGGUCUCAAUGGCCAGCAAGGCCCCCAGGGACCUCCUGGAUUUCCUGGAAUUGGGAAACCUGGACUUCCAGGUCUUCCAGGAAAGAUUGGCCCAAAGGGACCCCCAGGUAUUAACGGCGAAGUUGGUCCUCGUGGUGAACCAGGUCCUAGAGGCCCUCCAGGGCAGCCUGGACUCCCUGGCCCAGCUGGAUUGUCAUUAAAUGGGAAACCCGGUCUUCCAGGUGUCAGAGGACCCCCUGGGGCCCGUGGAGAACCAGGACUGAAGGGCAUUUCUGGCCCACCAGGUGAGAAAGGACUUAAAGGUGAAAAUGGUAAUGGAAAUCCAGGGCCUGCAGGUAUACGGGGUCCUCCUGGAUUAAAAGGCAGUCCAGGACUACCAGGUCCAUCAGGUGUUGGUAAACCAGGACCAAAAGGUUUGCCGGGGCUUCCCGGUCUUAAAGGUGAUCAAGGACUCCCAGGGGAUCGAGGAGAACAAGGGGAAACUGGGCCCCCAGGGCUACAAGGUUUGCCAGGUCCAGCUGGGCUAGGGAAACCUGGGAUAGAUGGAUUGCCAGGAGCACCAGGUCUAGUAGGACCAAAAGGUGAACCUGGACACAGGGGUUCUCCAGGAUUUCCUGGUACUCCUGGUUUUGGCAAACCUGGUCUAAAUGGGCCAAAAGGUGAAAAGGGCCAUGCUGGGCUACCUGGUCUUCAAGGGGACAAAGGAGAGCAAGGAAUGGUGGGGGCCGUUGGAGAGUCUGGCCUUGAUGGACAACCAGGAGCACCUGGAAUGCAAGGACCAAUGGGUCUUCCAGGGAAACAUGGAAUGCCAGGACAGAAGGGAGAGUUGGGCCCCCAGGGUCCUCCAGGAUUGCCUGGUCUAAGAGGUGGUCAAGGCCCCAAUGGACUGCCUGGAAAACCUGGUAUUCCUGGGGAAAAGGGGAUUCCAGGACCCAAUGGAGCUAUUGGGAAACCUGGGCCUAAAGGCGAGGCAGGGCAUAUUGGCCUACCUGGGAAUCCAGGUCUGACAGGUGCUCCAGGGCCUAAAGGAGAGACAGGAUUGGGGUCUCCAGGACCCAGGGGACAGUCAGGCAUUCCUGGACUUCAGGGACAAAUGGGUCCCAUGGGGCCACAGGGUGUUCCUGGCCCAAAGGGUGCGGGACUACCAGGUCCUCAAGGGAUUGGGAUGGUAGGUGAAAAGGGGGCUCUAGGUCCACAAGGCCCUCCAGGGAAACCAGGCACUGCUGGACUUAAUGGCAACCCUGGACCACCUGGGCCUCCAGCCCCAGGUCCUCCAGGAAAUGGCCAAACAGUUGUUGCAGGGCCAACAGAUUCACACUUGGAAGGGGAUGAAAUACCUGGAGACAGGAAGAAGCCUGCAUGUAGUCAAGUUCCACUCUCUAUGUCUGUAGCACCCGCCUUCACAGCCAUACUCAGCACACCUUUCCCUCCAUCUGUGCCAAUCAAAUUUGACAGGACCCUGUACAACGGGCAAAAUGCCUACAACCCAGCAACAGGCAUGUUCACGGCUCCUUUAUCUGGUGUCUACUACUUUGCCUACCACAUGCACGUAAAGGGAACUAGCCUGUGGGUGGCACUGUACAAGAACAAUGUACCAGCAACUUACACCUACGGAUACAAGAAAGGUUAUAUGGACCAAGCGUCAGGUAGUGGUCUAGAGCUGAAGGAGGGGGAUCAGGUAUGGGUCCAGAUGCCUUCGGAUCAGGCAAAUGGCCUCUACUCCACGGAGUACAUCCAUUCCUCCUUUUCAGGAUUCCUGCUCUGCCCCACAUAUUUCUUCUCUGUGACAUCUGAAGCCUGGGAGAUCGGUGACCAUGCUGUGGCUCCUCCCAUGAUGAAAGGACCCGUUGGACCCCCGUUCAGAGAGGGCAAAGGACAUUAUGUUGAUAUGCCCCCCAUGAUGGAGGUGAAGGGGGAGCCUGGACCCCAAGGAAAGCCUGGACCUAGAGGCCCUAUUGGGCCAGCUGGACUUCCGGGAAAACCUGGAAUCGGGAAGCCAGGUCUCAAUGGCCAGCAAGGCCCCCAGGGACCUCCUGGAUUUCCUGGAAUUGGGAAACCUGGACUUCCAGGUCUUCCAGGAAAGAUUGGCCCAAAGGGACCCCCAGGUAUUAACGGCGAAGUUGGUCCUCGUGGUGAACCAGGUCCUAGAGGCCCUCCAGGGCAGCCUGGACUCCCUGGCCCAGCUGGAUUGUCAUUAAAUGGGAAACCCGGUCUUCCAGGUGUCAGAGGACCCCCUGGGGCCCGUGGAGAACCAGGACUGAAGGGCAUUUCUGGCCCACCAGGUGAGAAAGGACUUAAAGGUGAAAAUGGUAAUGGAAAUCCAGGGCCUGCAGGUAUACGGGGUCCUCCUGGAUUAAAAGGCAGUCCAGGACUACCAGGUCCAUCAGGUGUUGGUAAACCAGGACCAAAAGGUUUGCCGGGGCUUCCCGGUCUUAAAGGUGAUCAAGGACUCCCAGGGGAUCGAGGAGAACAAGGGGAAACUGGGCCCCCAGGGCUACAAGGUUUGCCAGGUCCAGCUGGGCUAGGGAAACCUGGGAUAGAUGGAUUGCCAGGAGCACCAGGUCUAGUAGGACCAAAAGGUGAACCUGGACACAGGGGUUCUCCAGGAUUUCCUGGUACUCCUGGUUUUGGCAAACCUGGUCUAAAUGGGCCAAAAGGUGAAAAGGGCCAUGCUGGGCUACCUGGUCUUCAAGGGGACAAAGGAGAGCAAGGAAUGGUGGGGCCCGUUGGAGAGUCUGGCCUUGAUGGACAACCAGGAGCACCUGGAAUGCAAGGACCAAUGGGUCUUCCAGGGAAACAUGGAAUGCCAGGACAGAAGGGAGAGUUGGGCCCCCAGGGUCCUCCAGGAUUGCCUGGUCUAAGAGGUGGUCAAGGCCCCAAUGGACUGCCUGGAAAACCUGGUAUUCCUGGGGAAAAGGGGAUUCCAGGACCCAAUGGAGCUAUUGGGAAACCUGGGCCUAAAGGCGAGGCAGGGCAUAUUGGCCUACCUGGGAAUCCAGGUCUGACAGGUGCUCCAGGGCCUAAAGGAGAGACAGGAUUAAUGGGGUCUCCAGGACCCAGGGGACAGUCAGGCAUUCCUGGACUUCAGGGACAAAUGGGUCCCAUGGGGCCACAGGGUGUUCCUGGCCCAAAGGGUGAACCGGGACUACCAGGUCCUCAAGGGAUUGGGAUGGUAGGUGAAAAGGGGGCUCUAGGUCCACAAGGCCCUCCAGGGAAACCAGGCACUGCUGGACUUAAUGGCAACCCUGGACCACCUGGGCCUCCAGGUCCCCCAGGUCCUCCAGGAAAUGGCCAAACAGUUGUUGCAGGGCCAACAGAUUCACACUUGGAAGGGGAUGAAAUACCUGGAGACAGGAAGAAGCCUGCAUGUAGUCAAGUUCCACUCUCUAUGUCUGUAGCACCCGCCUUCACAGCCAUACUCAGCACACCUUUCCCUCCAUCUGGCAUGCCAAUCAAAUUUGACAGGACCCUGUACAACGGGCAAAAUGCCUACAACCCAGCAACAGGCAUGUUCACGGCUCCUUUAUCUGGUGUCUACUACUUUGCCUACCACAUGCACGUAAAGGGAACUAGCCUGUGGGUGGCACUGUACAAGAACAAUGUACCAGCAACUUACACCUACGAUGAAUACAAGAAAGGUUAUAUGGACCAAGCGUCAGGUAGUGCCGUCCUAGAGCUGAAGGAGGGGGAUCAGGUAUGGGUCCAGAUGCCUUCGGAUCAGGCAAAUGGCCUCUACUCCACGGAGUACAUCCAUUCCUCCUUUUCAGGAUUCCUGCUCUGCCCCACAUAGCCCUGUACCUUCAUUCAUACAUGUCCCUUUAUUGGCACCUCAGCCCUAAACAUAAAAUACCUGCAGCCAUAAUAGAAACAACCAACAAAAUUAUCAGUAUGCUCGCCAUCAUGUUUAUCUAUCUCACCCUCAUCACCAAAAGACAACAGAAACUUUGUGAAUGAAUACGGAAAGUUUAAAAAGGCAGGGUUAGUAAUUACAUACUGUUGUUUGUUUGUUUUUGUUUUUAUUUGUCCUACAGAUGUGUGUUUUGGGCUGUAUUUCAUGUUUUUUCUAGCUUAUAUGUUUUAAUUAUUAUAUUGUCAUAAUUUUAUUGUUAUUAUUUAAUCCUUGUCAUUAUUGUUGUUGUCAUUGUUAAUUGGUUCUACACAAUUAAGUGCCUUACUUUGUAAAGUGUUAGCAACAAACCUACCCAUGUGACUGCACAUCCAGCCCAAAUGUUCUUGUGUCCAAGGAUGACGUCUCCAGAUCCCUGAGGGCUGAUUGGUUCCUGCCGCUGCAGUCACUUCCUCUGAAAUGUUUAUUCUAUAAUUUCAAAGUUAUGCAUUGUCAUUCACUACUUAAUUAAGAAUGUAACGAACAUGCCACCCGGUGCCAUAAUACCCUUCAUUCUCACUGAGCGGUUGUUUGGCUUGAUUGGUACGCUAAACAAUUCUGACUUUAAAAUAGUAGAAUUAAAUGUGUUGUUCACCUGAGAUACAAUUAGAACAGUUGGUAUAAGUAUCUGUUGGUGCUUAUUUUUGUUUAUGAAUUCAAUGUCAAUUUUAAGCAAUUAAAAUCCAACAAAUGCAGGUAGCGCAGGUUGUUCAGUGGGAUAGGUGUUGGGCUACCAAUAGAUAGAUCUGCAGGCUUCCUCCAAUCACAAUAUCUGUCUGUGUCCCAGGACAAAACACUUCAUCUGUAUUGUCUCAGUCCACCCAGCUGGAAUAGUUUUGGGUUUGGUUGGGGAAGUAACCUACGAUGGAGUGGCAACCCAUCCAGGGGGAGUCCCACACCUUCAUCCAUUUCACGCUAUGGAAUCCGGGGAUAAACACCAGCACUAAUGGGCCUUGGAGCCAAUAUAGGAUUAUUUUUUUCUUCUUCUUCUUGUCCUUCUUCUAUUGUAUACAGACAGACCAGGUGGCUCAGUCAGACAGGAGCUGGGUCACCAAUAUGUAGACCUGAGUUUGUUGCCCUGUCACACUGCCUGUUUGCAUCCUUGGACAAGAUAUUUCACCUUCUUGUCCCAGUCCACCCAGAUAUAAAUAGGGACCAGCCUUGGCUGGGAAGUAACCUGCAAUGGACGCCAUCCAUUGCUAAGUUGUAGACUGUCACAUACACUUCAUACUACGGACUCUAGGAGGAAAGCACCUGCACCAGCGGACCUCAAAGCCUAUAAAGAACUUACUUCUUCAAUCAGAUAUACUAUAUCUACUUAUCCCAUUCAGGGUUACAAAUGAUUAAAGGCUACCCCAUCACAUAAUGUGCAAGAGGCGCAGUAUACCCUGGACAAGUCACCAGGGUCUGAUUGUUCAAUAUACAUUUGUUCAACAGUCCAGAAAUGUAAACUUGUAAAGACACUGCAAGACUGUUAUGACCAUACAGUAUUAGAAUUACUUCAAAGUGCCCUCAA
Molecule: messenger RNA, 6450 nt
Organism: Thalassophryne amazonica
Lineage: Eukaryota; Metazoa; Chordata; Actinopteri; Batrachoidiformes; Batrachoididae
Gene: col8a2
Product: collagen, type VIII, alpha 2
Molecular function (GO): protein binding
Source: RefSeq, a predicted model, not a curated record